AUGAAGAGGCUUUUGAUCGUUGUGGUACUUUGUGGGGUCGUGUCCUGCUCUGUCACAGAAAAUGCCUUGCAGCAGGACAAUGAAGUGGGGAUACCGCCUAACACAACGGAGGCUGUCGAUGAGACGAACCCAAAGAAAGCUCAGACAGAGGAAAAAAGACAUCCUCUGUUCCAGUGUCCAGACAUGAGUCCUUCUCCCUCUGUGCCCACCUCAGUUGAAUUUGUGAAGCCGGCAGAUGUUAAAGUCAUCGCUGCUUUGGGGGAUUCUUGGACAACGGCCUUUGGUGCUAAUGCUAGCUCCGUGUUUGGCCUCGCUUUAGAGUUUCGCCAUUUGUCGUGGAGUAUCGGAGGUCACAGGACGUGUCAAGAUGUCAUAACUUUACCAAACAUCUUGAAGUUAUUCAACCCUGAUCUUAUUGGUGCCUCUUCUGGAAUGUCAAACGCCUUCAGGAAAACUCACAUCAAGGAUGCAGGCUUUAAUCUGGCUGUGACUGGAGAUAACACCUCGUGA
Molecule: messenger RNA, 510 nt
Organism: Austrofundulus limnaeus
Lineage: Eukaryota; Metazoa; Chordata; Actinopteri; Cyprinodontiformes; Rivulidae
Product: phospholipase B1, membrane-associated-like
Exons: 7
Coding region: 1-510 (169 amino acids)
Biological process (GO): phospholipid metabolic process
Cellular component (GO): brush border membrane
Molecular function (GO): A2-type glycerophospholipase activity; retinyl-palmitate esterase activity; phosphatidylcholine lysophospholipase A1 activity
Source: RefSeq, a predicted model, not a curated record